Messenger RNA from Penicilliopsis zonata CBS 506.65, 2910 nucleotides. RefSeq lists its product as hypothetical. Gene Ontology annotation, biological process: leucyl-tRNA aminoacylation; mitochondrial translation. The transcript has 2 exons. Gene Ontology annotation, cellular component: mitochondrion. The coding region runs from base 1 to 2910 and encodes 969 amino acids. Lineage: Eukaryota; Fungi; Ascomycota; Eurotiomycetes; Eurotiales; Aspergillaceae. The record is from RefSeq and is a predicted model, not a curated record. Gene Ontology annotation, molecular function: ATP binding; leucine-tRNA ligase activity; aminoacyl-tRNA deacylase activity.
AUGUAUUCUUUAUCGCGGCUACGUCUCCAUUCGUCCCUCCUCUCGCGAAGGGGCCGUUCCCUUCAGGACGCUUGUGUACGGCCCAAUCGCCUCGGCGCAGCAGCUUCUUCCCAUGCGUUUGUCCGACUGACGGCGACUACAUCCCGGGCGCGGAGACUAGAUUUUCUCUCUAUAGACAAGAAAUGGCAGGAAAGAUGGCAGUCUGACUCGGCGGGGACGGCAGCAGCAGCGGACGAUACGAAACCCAAGUCCUACGUUCUCUCGAUGUUUCCCUACCCGUCCGGAACUCUUCACAUGGGCCACUUACGUGUAUACACCAUCUCCGACAUGCUGGCACGAUUUUACAGGAUGCGUGGGCACGACGUGAUCCAUCCAAUGGGCUGGGAUGCGUUUGGAUUGCCGGCGGAAAACGCAGCGAUUGAGCGCGGCAUCAAUCCGGCAGAUUGGACACAGAGCAACAUUGCAAAGAUGAAGGAGCAGUUACGGACUAUAUCUGUUUCGUUUGACUGGGAUCGGGAAUUGUCGACGUGCUCGCCCGAGUUCUAUGAACAUACUCAGCGGAUAUUCUUGAUGAUGUACGAAAAGGGCCUGGCCUACCAGGCUGAGGCGAUGGUCAACUUCGACCCUGUGGACAAGACGGUGCUGGCGAAUGAGCAGGUCGACGCCAAUGGUUGCUCAUGGCGCUCAGGUGCCAAGGUCGAGCGACUGAAGUUGAAGCAGUGGUUUUUCCGUAUUACGGCAUUCAAGGAGAAACUCUUGGAGGACUUGGGAUCUCUCGAGGGAGGGUGGCCAGAACGGGUUUUGUCGAUGCAGAGGAACUGGCUAGGCAAGUCCUUUGGCGCGAAAAUCAAGUUUCCGGUGCUUGUGGAUGGCCAGGGAGACCCCAACGUGGAAAUCGAUGUGUUCACCACCCGGCCUGAUACUCUACAUGGGGUCGAGUAUGUCGCCCUCUCCUUGGACCAUCCGAUCGUGCUGAAGGCUGCGGAAAAGGAUGAAGCGUUGCGCAAGUUCCUGGGCGAAGCUUCAUCUUUACCUCCUGACUCCAAGGCCGGCUACAAGUUGUCGGCCGUGAGAGUUUCCAAUCCAUUACAUACUAUUGAUAAAGAGAACCCACACGUUUCCCGCCAACUUCCUGUAUUUGUUGCGCCUUAUGUUAUGAGCGAUUACGGAGAGGGAGCCGUCAUGGGUGUUCCUGGUCACGACGCUAGGGAUCUGGCAUUCUUCAAAGAGAACGUCAAUCCCCCCUCAAUUCCUUUGGUUAUCCAACCGGAGUUGAUUUCUGAUUCCGUGGAGGCGACUGACAACAUCGUGGCAGACGACAACGCUCAGGCUGUUACCCAAGAAGGUAUCCUGAACGCAAGAUGCGGAAAAUAUCAAGGCCUGCAGUCGCAAGAGGCGGCUAAGCAGAUUGUCGCCGAUCUGAAACAAGUUGGUCGGGGCGAUUUUGUCGAGAAAUGGAGGCUACGAGACUGGCUGAUCAGUCGACAGCGGUAUUGGGGCGCUCCAAUCCCCAUCAUUCACUGUGCCGAGUGCGGUCCUGUACCCGUUCCUAAAGACCAGCUUCCUGUCCAGCUACCGAAGAUCCAGGGUAGCUGGCUCAAAGGCAAGAAGGGCAAUCCGCUAGAAGCCUCUGAAGAAUGGUUGAACACCGAGUGCCCGAGUUGUAAGGGCCCCGCAAAACGAGAUACUGAUACUAUGGACACCUUUGUGGAUUCCUCAUGGUACUAUCUGAGAUUCCUUGAUGCUCACAACCGGGAAGCUCCAUUUUCCCUCUCCUCUGCACGGCCCGUCGAUAUCUACAUCGGCGGAGUGGAGCAUGCCAUCCUCCACCUUCUGUAUGCUCGAUUCAUCUACAAAUUCCUCGCGAGCUCCGAACUUUUCCCUGAGACCGGCCGGUCCGAUUUGCCGGCUGAGCCUUUCAACAGACUGCUAAGCCAGGGCAUGGUCCACGGAAGGACAUACUCAGAUCCGUCCACCGGCCGGUUCCUGCUGCCAUCAGAGCUUGAUCUUAGUAGCCCGGACAAGCCGCUCAUCACUGGAACACAGGUUACUCCCAAUGUCACCUUUGAGAAGAUGUCGAAAAGCAAGUACAACGGCGUGGAUCCGGCUGCCAGCGCAUUGAAAUAUGGCGCCGAUGCCAUCCGUGCCCACGUUUUGUUUGCCGCACCGGUCAGCGAAGUUCUCGAGUGGGACGAGAGCAAGAUCGUCGGUGUUCAGCGCUGGUUCAGCCGACUGUGGAAGCUGGUCGUGGACAGCAAGGAAAAGCUGGAGUCUGCGUCGUUCGCUCCAUCAUCACUGGAAAUCUCACCUCCCGCUUCUGUCGCGAAUCUUUCUAACGAUGACGCUACUGCUCUCUUGUCUACCCACAAAACCAUCCAGUCCGUGACUCACUGCAUCGAAAACAACACGUACAGCUUGAACACGGUGGUUUCCGAUUUGAUCAAGUUGACAAACCUCCUUUCCUCUUCUCCUCCCGCCUCCUCCACAAUCCUCUACCAGUCAUUAUCUUCCCUACUCCGACUUGUGGCCCCGAUAGCCCCGGCUCUAUCUUCGGAGUGCUGGGAGAUUCUCCAUUACACCGAUUCAAAGAACGGUUCCUCGGUCGACAGCUGCUCGGUCUCUUCAGUCCUGGCAGCUCCCUGGCCAUCCCUACCCCUCACUCCCGAACAGGCAGACAGUAUCGCCGCUCGGAGCGGGCAAGUCGUGGCUGUGCAGAUCAACGGCAGGCUGCGUUUCACUGUGACUGUUCCGCAGAUCCCCUCCACAGAGACAGACGAGAAGGAGUAUCUCCUCGGGCAUAUUCUGGACAGCGACGAAGGGCAAAUGUGGUUGCGGGAACGGAACGACUGGGACAAGAGACGGCGCGUAAUCGUCGUCAAGGGCGGGAAGCUGGUCAACAUUGUGUUCUGA